Molecule: messenger RNA, 799 nt
Organism: Lycium ferocissimum
Lineage: Eukaryota; Viridiplantae; Streptophyta; Magnoliopsida; Solanales; Solanaceae
Product: sphingolipid delta(4)-desaturase DES1-like
Exons: 1
Coding region: 175-654 (159 amino acids)
Biological process (GO): ceramide biosynthetic process
Molecular function (GO): sphingolipid delta-4 desaturase activity
Source: RefSeq, a predicted model, not a curated record
UCUACAACCGUUGGCUUGGAAUAUUUGCCAACCUUCCCAUUGGUGUGCCCAUGUCUGUUAGCUUCCAAAAAUAUCACCUCGAGCACCAUCGGUUCCAGGGAGUUGAUGGAAUUGAUAUGGAUAUCCCAGCAUUACUGAAGCCCAUGUUGUGAAAAAUGUUGUUGCAAAAUCUAUAUGGGUCAUUCUCCAACUUUUCUUUUAUGCUUUCAGGCCUCUUUUUCUCAAACUAAACCACCUAGCGUGGGGGAGUUCAUUAAUUUCACUGUCCAGCUAUCCCUAGAUGGAGCUAUGGUUUACUUCUGGGGCUGGAAAUCGCUCGCUUAUCUGAUCCUAUCGACCUUUGUUGGGGGUGGGAUGCAUCUAAUGGCUGCUCACUUCAUCUCCGAGCAUUAUGUCUUCAAACCCGAGCAAGAGACAUACUCCUACUACGGGCCACUUAACCUUAUCACUUGGAGUGUAGGAUACCACAACGAGCACCAUGAUUUUCCUAGAAUUCCUGGAAGCAAGCUUUGCAAUGUGAAGGAGAUUGCACCGGAAUAUUAUGAAAACUUGGACUCAUAUAAGUCGUGGAGCCAAGUCAUCUACAUGUACAUAAUGGAUCCAACAGUUGGACCUUUCAGCAGAAUGAAGAGAAAGUUGGUGCAGCGAUCAUAGUCCGAUCUCUUCAUUGCUGAUUCUUUCAGUAUUACUAUGUGAUGUUUCUUAUUCCAUUCCCUCUUGUCUUCUUUGUAACAAUGUAAUAGAGAGUUCCGGCUUCAUGUGCAAUAGAGUUGAUGUAGCAGUGACUGAAGUUCAUCUA